GAGAGGUAGUGAUUGGCUGCGCGGUAUGAUUUAGACAAUCGAUAUUAAUUACCAAUUUUUCAAUAGUGUAUCUCAAACAAUAGUUUGUUUUUGUUACAUAAAUUUAACCGUAAAAGAAUUUCUGAUCGAUUGAUGCCAAAACCUCGAAAACCUGAUUAUAGAUGACUGCAAAAUAAGCGCUCAAAACCUGACCACUUUUCUCUGGUUUUCCCUGGUUGAAUUACUAGAUUUUUAAAUUCAGGGGCCUAACUUCGAUAUAGACGUUAGUCAACGUCAAAAAUUAAAGUAGCCAACGGAAAACUUAGGAGUUUAAAUACACACAGAACAAAAAGAGCACUAAUAAAUGCACUAGGAACGGCUAUUAAAAUCAUUGCAGGGAACCCGGAUAAUGAUGAUCUCGAAAUCAUACAUAAAAGCUUAGGAGAAUUUCAAACACAAGAAAACAAAUUAGUCCGCAACCAAGUCCGACAAAUUCAAAUCAAUGAACUUUUUAAAGACAAAAUCAACAACAUUACAGAUGCACUUGGAAAAAUCAGCUCCAAAAUAUCAAAAGAAUAUAAUUCAGUACAAGGCUUGAGAUCAGAUUUAGAAUUCAUUAACCUUAUUUGGAAUACAGAUAAAAUUAUUCAUAUUUUAGAGAACAUCGAGGAACAGAUAGAAUUUUCUAGAAUAGGCUUGUUAAACAAAAAUAUUCUUUCAGUAGAAGAGAAAAUGUACAUUUUCGAUAAACUUGUAAACCAAAACCUUAAAUUGAAUUAUUUAGACGAAAUUUUUCAGUACAGCACAGCUAGUAUCGGCAUCAGCAAAGGACAAGCAGUUAUACUCAUCAAGACACCAAUUCUAGACGAGAAGACGUACGACCUUUUGGAACUUCAUACCUUGAAAAUCAACGAAACACGAAUCGACACUCAUAUCAACCUGGUUACUGAGCAUGGCGAUCUAAUUUACUCCCAAAUAUCAAAAUGCGACAUAUGCGAGGGUAACAACUUGGUGGAAGACGAAUGUAUCUACAAAAUUUUAACCCAUCAAACACCAACAUGCCCGCUUGUAAAGACGAAACAAGCAUUCCAAGUCAAUGAAAUUGUAAAAGGCGUUAUCCUGAUCGAUACCUCCGAAAACACUGAAGUAAGAGACUCUUGUGGAAACUCGAAGAUGGUACGGGAUGCCACCAUUGUAGAAACCGAAAACUGUACCAUUAGAAUUCGCAACCUUACAUUCUCUGGAAGGCUUGACGUAGUUCAACAAGACGAGUAUCUGGUUCCAAUCUACAGCAAACCUCUACAAAACACAUCUUACUCAAAAGAUGACGAAGAAAACUGUAUGCUUCGGAUCCUGAACCUGGAAGAACUCAGCGAGAUUCAAAUAUCUCUAAACCAUACACAAAAACGGAAAAAUACAUGCGAGGGUGAGCAAGGAAAAUCACACCAAGCUACCAGAACUUCUUACCCCCAAACAUAUAGGAGAAAUAGACGGGACGGCUAAGACAAAUGAAGAUACGCCUAAGCACGGAAGCAAUGGAGUCCACACCAUGACGCCAUUAUCCGAGGUCCUUAAACAUCAAACGAGGACGCUUGAUACUUAUGGGGGGAGACGUUAUGAAAAGACGAGCCCAGCCGACCAUGCCAACACGCCGAUGCGCCAGGGAAUUGAUGAGCCAGGAGAAACCAGCGUAGCAACAGCCAGGGUAACUACAUCGAGACGACCAACGCCAACUUGCCCCAUCGAUCGGACGCAACGAUCGAUGCACCGUAGAAAUGAUGAGCCAGGAAGAAUCCAGCGUAGCAACAACCCAGGAAGGCAACGUAGACACGACCAACGAGUACCAACGUGGAGGACCCAUCGAACGAUAUCGGUUGU
Messenger RNA from Wyeomyia smithii (pitcher-plant mosquito), 1857 nucleotides. RefSeq lists its product as uncharacterized. Bases 712 to 1482 code for a protein of 256 amino acids. Lineage: Eukaryota; Metazoa; Arthropoda; Insecta; Diptera; Culicidae. The transcript has 2 exons. The record is from RefSeq and is a predicted model, not a curated record.